AUGGGGCAGAGACCAAGUGCCAAAAGUGUUAGCAACUUUGUUAUAUUUCUGUUGAUUUUACAAAACUGCGGCAGGGCACGCACCCAGCAGACCGCACAGACCGAGCAGCAGGCGGGUGGGCGUGAUGGAUUAUCAAAGUUCGAGUUUAGCGUGGAAACUCUUCAUGUUUUUAAUUUUGCAAAAAUAUACGAAACUUUAUACGGCUAUGCCACAGGCAACACCCCAUCUAAACUGAAGACUGAAGGGCGUGCCCAGCUGCCACAGCUGUACCCCGUACCCAGACGGGUCAGCAGGCAGCCGUUCCAUGUGCUGGAGAAACUGCAGCAGGACUUGGAGGCGAAGCUGAAGCGGACCAGCACAUUGAAGCCUUUCAGUGUGCUGCAACAAUUGGUCCUGGAUCAGCAACAGCAGCAGCAGCAGCACUCCGUGCAGUCCAAUGCCAGCUUCCACAUUCUCGAGGCCCUGCACAAGGAUCAGCAGGUGCAUGACAGCAAAACCACGACGCCAAAACCUUUUCGCGUCCUGCAACAGCUGGACAUGGAUCUUGAGGAGGCAAACAGGCACACCACCACAAUGAAGCCCUUCCACAUUGUGAAUGCCCUCAUCAAGGAAGCGGUAAAGCAGCAUCAGCAUCACCUGGAAGAAGAGGAUGCAGCAGCAUUGGAACCGCAGGCGCAGCACAAAGGCGUGCCGCAGGCACAGGGUCGGGCAAAGGAGAGUCAGAAGCGGAAGAGAAAGCGAAUUCGGCGCCGAAGAAAGAGAAUUCGACGACGCAGGAAGCGGACACGUCGGCGCCGUCGAAAGAAGCGCAAAAAGAGACGCAAGAAGCGCAAGAAGAAGAAGCACAAGGGCGACAAGGGUGACAAGAAGAAGAAGAGGAAGAAAAAGGGAAAGCGCAAGAAGAAGAGAAAGAAACAGAAACAGAAGCCGGAGCCAACGCAGGCCCCUGGGCUGGGCCUCUUCCAGCCGGCCCAACUGAUCUUCGCGAAUCCCACCAAGCAGCCCCACUACUACCACCAUCCACAUGACGCCGGAUAUCCCUCCUAUCCCGCCCAGACCCCAUCCCUGACAGUACCCAGCGCCCUGUUGGCCAGCCUAACCACUACGCAGCCUCCGGCGACCACCCAACGUCCCUUCAGCAAGAUCAAGGACCUCCUGCGGCACAACAGCCUCUUCAAGAAGAAGAAAAAGGAGUACCUCAGCCAUGUGGGACAGGUGCUCUAUCCGUUCGUCAAAUUCGUGGCCUUCUUCACGGUUCUCAAUCCCUUCACCCUGGGCGUCUUUCUCUUCACGCUCAUCUCUCCCGCAGUCUUUGGCUUCCUGGGCUUUGUGGCCCUCAGUGUGCUGGUCAAGCCAUUCCUCAAUCUGGUCUUUGGAGUCAAGCAAAAUGUGGAUGCCUUCGAUCGCAAGCGUUUUCUCGCCAACAAGCGGGCCGAAAGACUGAAGCUGGGCCUGCGUCCCGUCACCAUUCACAAGCAUUAUUAUCAGCAGAAGCCGCUCGGCCACUCGGCGCCGCCGCUGAAACUGCGUCCUGUGGGGGGUCACUGGCGGCGGCAAUCGGGACAUUUUCAGGCACCACCACGGCCAUCAGGCUCACCCUCAGCUCCACUUGCUGCACCUGCAGCACCACCAGCCGGACAUAUGAAGCACUACAAUCCCCUACUGCCGGACCACCGCGAGGCACUGGACAUGGAUUAUGACUAUGUCUAG
Messenger RNA from Drosophila obscura, 1710 nucleotides. RefSeq lists its product as uncharacterized. The record is from RefSeq and is a predicted model, not a curated record. Bases 1 to 1710 code for a protein of 569 amino acids. NCBI's taxonomy places the organism in Eukaryota, Metazoa, Arthropoda, Insecta, Diptera, Drosophilidae. The transcript is spliced from 3 exons.